Molecule: messenger RNA, 2019 nt
Organism: Pipistrellus nathusii (Nathusius's pipistrelle)
Lineage: Eukaryota; Metazoa; Chordata; Mammalia; Chiroptera; Vespertilionidae
Source: the annotation of a GenBank genome assembly
AUGCAUGCGGGCCGAGCCCGGCCCCUACGAGCCGCCGACAUGAAGAAAGACGUGCGGAUCCUGCUGGUGGGAGAACCUAGAGUUGGGAAGACAUCACUGAUUAUGUCUCUGGUCAGUGAAGAAUUUCCAGAGGAGGUUCCUCCUCGGGCAGAAGAAAUCACUAUUCCAGCUGAUGUCACCCCUGAGAGAGUUCCAACACACAUCGUAGAUUACUCAGAAGCAGAACAGAGUGAUGAACAACUUCAUCAAGAAAUAUCACAGGCUAAUGUCAUCUGCAUAGUUUAUGCUGUUAACAACAAGCAUUCUAUUGAUAAGGUAACAAGUCGAUGGAUUCCUCUCAUAAAUGAAAGAACAGACAAAGAUAGCAGGUUGCCUUUGAUAUUGGUUGGGAACAAAUCUGAUCUAGUGGAAUAUAGUAGCAUGGAGACCAUCCUUCCUAUUAUGAACCAGUACACUGAAAUAGAAACCUGUGUGGAGUGUUCAGCAAAAAAUCUGAAGAACAUAUCAGAGCUCUUUUAUUAUGCCCAGAAAGCUGUUCUUCAUCCUACAGGGCCCUUGUACUGCCCAGAGGAGAAAGAGAUGAAGCCAGCCUGUAUAAAAGCCCUUACUCGUAUAUUUAAAAUAUCUGAUCAAGAUAAUGAUGGCACUCUCAAUGAUGCUGAACUCAACUUCUUUCAGAGAAUUUGUUUCAACACUCCAUUAGCUCCUCAGGCUCUAGAAGAUGUCAAGAAUGUAGUCAGAAAACAUAUAAGUGAUGGUGUGGCUGAUAGUGGAUUGACACUGAAAGGUUUUCUUUUUUUACACACACUUUUUAUCCAGAGAGGGAGGCAUGAAACCACUUGGACUGUGCUUCGACGAUUUGGUUAUGAUGAUGACCUGGGAUUGACACCUGAAUAUUUAUUCCCCUUGCUAAAAAUACCUCCUGAUUGCACUACUGAAUUAAAUCAUCAUGCGUAUUUGUUUCUCCAAAGCACCUUUGACAAACAUGAUUUGGAUAGAGACUGUGCUUUGUCACCUGAUGAACUUAAAGAUUUAUUUAAAGUUUUCCCUUACAUACCCUGGGGGCCAGAUGUGAAUAACACAGUUUGUACAAAUGAAAGAGGCUGGAUAACUUACCAGGGAUUCCUUUCCCAGUGGACGCUCACAACCUAUUUAGAUGUACAGCGGUGCCUGGAAUAUUUGGGCUAUUUAGGCUAUUCAAUAUUGACUGAACAAGAGUCUCAAGCUUCAGCCAUUACAGUAACAAGAGAUAAAAAGAUAGAUCUUCAGAAAAAACAGACUCAAAGAAAUGUGUUCAGAUGUAAUGUCAUUGGGAUGAAAAACUGUGGGAAAAGUGGAGUUCUUCAGGCCCUUCUUGGAAGAAACUUAAUGAGGCAGAAGAAAAUUCGUGAUGAUCAUAAAUCCUACUAUGCGAUUAACACUGUUUAUGUAUAUGGACAAGAGAAAUAUUUAUUGUUGCAUGAUAUCUCAGAAUCGGAAUUUCUAACUGAGGCUGAGAUCAUUUGUGAUGUUGUAUGCCUCGUAUAUGAUGUCAGUAAUCCCAAAUCCUUUGAAUACUGUGCCAGGAUUUUUAAGCAACACUUUAUGGAUAGCAGAAUACCUUGCUUAAUCAUAGCUGCAAAGUCAGACCUGCAUGAAGUUAAACAAGAAUAUAGUAUUUCACCUGCUGAUUUCUGCAGGAAACACAAAAUGCCUCCACCACAAGCCUUCACUUGCAAUACCACUGAGGCACCCAGUAAAGAUAUCUUUGUUAAAUUGACAACAAUGGCCAUGUACCCCCAUGCCCGGUUACGCUGUAUGUGCACCUGCAACAGGUGCACGUUUUGCAUCUGUCAGAACUUCCUCAACUCAGACUUGCUGCAGUCUAUAAAGAACAAAAUCUUCACUGCAAUUCUUAACAGGCACGUGACACAAGCUGACCUCAAGAGCUCCACGUUUUGGCUUCGAGCAAGUUUUGGUGCUACUGUUUUUGCCGUUUUGGGCUUUGCCAUGUACAAAGCAUUAUUGAAACAGCGAUGA